AGAUUCGCAACACUUUCAGCAUCUCCCAAUUCUGCUUUCACGUAGGCUUUCGCCAUCAGGCCUACAACUUAUAGCAGAAAUUAUGUCGACAAUAGAGACAGAGACUCACCAGGACUCGACCACCCAGGUUCGGGUGCGUCUUACAACGCGGGAUGCCGACCUUGCACUCCCACCAGAGAGUUCUGGACCAAUCUUGGUUUCAACAGGACUCCGACGAUAUGCGCUCUCAACACUGGUCAAUACGCUCCUUGAAUCUGAAAAGCCUGUCCCGUUUGAAUUCCUCAUCAAUGGCACAUUUCUCCGCACCUCGCUCGAUGAAUACCUGACUGCGAACGGAAUCUCUGCUGAGACGACACUUACGCUUGAAUACGUUCGUGCGCGUGUACCUCCUUCCCACAUUGCCUCGUUCGAGCACGACGACUGGGUGAGCGCAGUCGAUGUCCUUUCCUCCAAGUCUGCAGCUGCAUCCUGGGCCACCGAUGCGCCCGUUGCACCAGGUCAAGAGCGGAUUCUAUCAGCCAGCUAUGACGGCCUCUUGCGCGUGUGGAACACAUCGUCUCAGCUUCUCGCAACAUCACCCUCUCCCUCUGAAGGCGGUCACUCCAACUCAAUCAAGGCCGCCAAAUUCCUGUCCCCCAGCCAGAUUGUCUCGGCCGGCCUUGACCGCACCGUGCGUGUAUGGAACUACACCGCCGACAACACGCUCAAGCCCGCUCUCGAGCUCUACGGGCACAAAUCGAGCGUUGACGCUCUCGCCGUGCACGCUCCUUCGAAGCGCAUCCUGUCCGCUUCCGCCGACCACACGGUUGGAAUCUGGUCAACCACCAAGUCCGGCGCUCCUGCCGCCCCAUCCUCUCUCAUUUCCUCUACCACCUCUUCAUCUUCAUCUUCUAAGCGCCGCAAGGUCGCCCCCGGUCCCGCCGUCUCAGCCCCCCAGCGUGGCCCGCUCGGCCUGCUCCACGCCCACACUGCACCCGUCUCAGAUGUCAUCUUCUCCCCCGCCGACUCCACCGUCGCAUACUCGACCUCUCUCGACCACACUCUCCGCACAUGGGAUCUGACAAACCCCACUGCCGCCCCCGUCUCUACCCGGACGACCGCCCACUCUCUGCUCUCUCUGACCGCCCUGCCGUCCCUGCACCUUCUCGCGGCCGGCACGUCCGCGCGACACAUCACCCUCAUUGAUCCUCGCGACUCCGCGGCCUCCAUCUCCGCACUCACGCUCCGCGGCCAUGCCAAUGCCAUCGUCUCUCUCGCCGCGGACCCCAGCUCGCCGUACGGCCUCCUGUCCGGCUCCCACGACGGCACGGCCCGCGUGUGGGACGUCCGAUCGACGACGAAGAACCUGCUCACCCACGGCGUCGGCGCAGGCGAAUCCGUCGGCGAAAGCGUCUAUGUCAUUCCUCGAGAGUCGAGAAAGGAAACCGCUGCCAAUGCGAACGCUACCGUCGUCGGCGGAGAAGGCGUCAAGGUCUUUGGCGUCGCCUGGGAUCCGGCUGUCGGUAUCCUUUCUGCCGGCGAAGAUCGUAGAGUCCAGAUCAAUCGCGGAGAAGGCGUCAUUCAGACUGCAUAGUCUUUGUUCUAGAUUAGGGUUGUCCGAUACAUUUAGAUUCGUCUUUGUUCGUUCGUUCUAUUAUUGUUUACUGAUCUGUUUGUUUUUAUUUUUUUUUUUUAUGUCUUGGAGGACUGGCGUUUUAUUCUCAUUUUCCCUUUCCCCUUUUGCCCUUUCCUUUCUCUUUCCCUUUCUGUCCCCAUAAAGAUCUUCUCAGACGC
Xylona heveae TC161 is the source of this 1773-nucleotide messenger RNA. RefSeq names its product ribosome biogenesis protein ytm1. Lineage: Eukaryota; Fungi; Ascomycota; Xylonomycetes; Xylonales; Xylonaceae. Gene Ontology annotation, biological process: ribosome biogenesis. Gene Ontology annotation, cellular component: preribosome, large subunit precursor. Gene Ontology annotation, molecular function: protein binding. The transcript is spliced from 2 exons. The coding region runs from base 83 to 1573 and encodes 496 amino acids. The record is from RefSeq and is a predicted model, not a curated record.